Messenger RNA from Macadamia integrifolia, 738 nucleotides. Its product is annotated as SKP1-like protein 1A. Gene Ontology annotation, cellular component: cytoplasm; nucleus. The record is from RefSeq and is a predicted model, not a curated record. NCBI's taxonomy places the organism in Eukaryota, Viridiplantae, Streptophyta, Magnoliopsida, Proteales, Proteaceae. The transcript has 2 exons. Gene Ontology annotation, biological process: SCF-dependent proteasomal ubiquitin-dependent protein catabolic process. Bases 24 to 575 code for a protein of 183 amino acids. Gene Ontology annotation, molecular function: cullin family protein binding.
UGGGUUCAAGGGCUCUCCUUCUUAUGGGUCUAGUAGUUCUAAUCAUCCCUACAGAGGUGGGAGCUCGCUACUUAGUUGAGACAUCAACAGAAAGAACAUUAAUCAUGUCAUCCAAGAAGGUGGUGACUCUGAAGAGCUCUGAUGGUGAGACUUUUGAAGUCGAUGAGGCUGUCGCCCUUGAAUCCCUGACUAUUAAACACAUGAUCGAAGACGACUUGGGGAAUAACGGGAUCCUAUUGCCUAAUGUCGCCUGUAAGAUAUUGAAGAAGGUGAUUGAAUACUGUAAGAAGCAUGUAGAGACUCCCAAGACUGAAGAUCAGAGGACAGCCGAUGAGGAACUCAAGACUUGGGAUGAUGAAUUUAUGAAGGUUGACCAUGACACACUCUUCAAUCUCAUCCUGGCAUCCAACUAUCUAAAUAUCAAGAGCUUGCUGGAUCUGACAUCCCAGACUCUUGCUGAUAUGGUCAAGGGUAAAACUCCAGAAGAAAUCAGGAAGAUGUUCAACAUCAAGAAUGAGUUUGCCCCUAAGGAAGAGGAGGUGGUUCAGGGGGAGAACCAUUGGGCGGGCCUUUGAAUGAUACUUGACCAAGGAUACAACCUUGUGAAUGAAAGAGGGGGAGGGGGAGGGGGAGGUGGUUUAGUUUUCAUGUCACUGUCAUUCAAUUAAACUAAUAGUUACCUUGACUUCAUUUAGUACUUUGCCUUAUUUCAAUGGAACUUCUUUUUCAUAAAAUGUA